Talaromyces atroroseus is the source of this 2544-nucleotide messenger RNA. RefSeq lists its product as hypothetical. NCBI's taxonomy places the organism in Eukaryota, Fungi, Ascomycota, Eurotiomycetes, Eurotiales, Trichocomaceae. The transcript has 9 exons. Gene Ontology annotation, cellular component: membrane. The record is from RefSeq and is a predicted model, not a curated record. Gene Ontology annotation, biological process: transmembrane transport. Bases 1 to 2544 code for a protein of 847 amino acids. Gene Ontology annotation, molecular function: ATP hydrolysis activity; ATP binding; ABC-type transporter activity.
AUGUCCUCGUCACAUUCUUGUGUUAAUGACGUUAUUUUUGGCCGCCUGGAAAUGGAAACUUUCGCUCCCCAAUAUCUCUCGCCAGUUGCUUCGUAUGGAGUAUUCAUCGCCACGGGCCAGAAAUCAGAUGAUGGGUUGAGUAUGACACGUGCAUUCUUGUCGUUGUCAUUGCUGGCUCUCAUAUCAACGCCAUUCUCCAUGUUUUUUCAACUUGUUCCUCUGAUGAUUGGUGCACGGAGGUGCCUGAAGCGUGUCGAAAAGUUUCUCGAGUUGUCCCCUCAGCAUGAUUCUCGCGUCUUCUUGCACAUUAACAAGACUGUGCAACAAUUCAAGACUUCCAAUAUCGUUGCUGAUUUCCCCAGAGUUGGAGAUUCAUUCGAGCUGCGCAACAGGAAGACUGGGAUAAGUACCUUUAGUGAAACUAACAGCGAAAAUUAUGACUCUGUGGUCCAUAAAGCAACGCUUGCAUGGCCUGAUCAUGACCCUAUUCUUCAAAAUGUGGACAUCAAGAUCCCAAAAUCGAAACUUUCCAUUGUUAUUGGGCCAAAUGCCAGUGGCAAAACCACUCUCUGCAAGGCGCUUCUGUGUGAGGCACAAAUCGUCUCUGGCAGUGUACACGUCGGUACAUCUCCUGAUAUAGCCGUCUGCAACCAACAGGCUUUUCUUUUCAACGCAUCAGUACGUGAAAACAUCACCGCAUUCUCAAGCUAUGGUGCCUCAUGGUACAACUCUACCAUAACUGCCGUUGGUCUAGAAGACGACAUCAAGGGCCUUCCUGAUGGAGACGAUACCCUGGUUGGUAGCAAUGGCAUAUCUCUCAGUGGUGGCCAAAAGCAAAGAGUUGCAAUGGCACGUGCGGUGUAUGCUCGGAAGAAAAUCAUACUCUUUGACGACGUAUUUAGUGGCAUGGACAGCUCCGCCGAGAAGCUGAUUUUUGAGAAGCCCUUCGGCGCUGGUUUCUUUCAAUGGCAGAUAACAUUAUUGUUAUCGAGAAUGGCCAGGUUCACCAGGGGACUUACAAUGAUCUAUAUUCAAGAUCAGAUAAUCUUCGAUCUUUCAUGGCGCAAAUCGAUGAUAGUAUACAGCCCAUGUCAAAAAUCGAAGGACCUCCACCAGAACCAAUCCUGCGAAAUUGAGAGGCGUUCCUCCAAAUCUGACUCUGCCUUCAACUCAGCACACAACCCUGGAGAUCUCACAGUAUACAAGUUCUAUAUUGACGCCGUGGGAACUCGCAACAUUAUCAUUCUUUUCAUAUUAGCCAUUUCCCUCAGCUUUUUUACGAGCUUUCCCUCAGUGUGGCUGACGUGGUGGACGGAUGCAGAGGUUCAAGGCCCAGUUCACAACGGUAAAUAUUUUGGAAUAUAUGCUGCAUUACAAGCACUCGGUUGGCUCUCCGUCGCUGCUUUCUUCUAUCACACCGUGGAGAGGAUUGCAGAUAUGCAGUUGAUUGAUGGGGAACUGCCUCGGGCCUUUAUGAAUCUGAUCAUGAGCGUUGCCACUGCCAUAGGCCAAGUGAUUCAUAUCGCGCUUGCUGCACCAUUCGCUGCGAUAUCAUUCCCUUUCAUCAUUGCGGUGUUCAUCGCGGUGCAGAGAUUCUACCUUCGGACAUCCAAGCGCUUGAGGCUUUUGGACCUUGAGACAAGAAGCCCGCUAUACACCCAUUUCCUUGAAACAGUCGCCGGAAUUUCCACUAUCCGUCCUUUCGGCUGGCGUGUAGCAUGCAUGGAUCGAUGCUACCAGCGCCUAGACAGCUCUCAACGGCCCUUUUAUUUGCUCUUCAUGAUCCAGCAAUGGCUUUUCUUUGUGCUCGACAUCAUCACUGCGAUCCUAGCAGUAGUCGUUGUUACCUUGGCUUUCAAGGUUAAAUCGAACUCUGGAUUCAUGGGCGCUGGACUAGUCAAUCUUAUAUCGUUCAAUGCUACGUUGAGAUCCAUCAUAUUCUGCUGGUCUCUUUCUGAGACUUCUAUUGGAGGGGUGUCCAGAGUUCGAGAAUUGGAAUACAGCAUCACCCCGGAAGAGAGACUGGAUGAGAAAGAAUUGCCGCCAACGAAUUGGCCGACACAUGGGAAGCUGGAGAUAAUGAACCUGACAGCCUCAUACCAUCUCAACACCGGUGUUGACAUCUUGAAGAAUGUCAACAUGGUCAUCCAGCCCGGAGAAACACUGGAAGUAAUCGAGUCUUUGGGCGGGUUAGAAGCGGAGAUGAAACCCGAUCUUCUCAGUCAUGGGCAAAAGCAACUUUUUGCUCUUGCACGAGCCCUGCUACAUCCGGAAAAGAGGAUUCUCUUAAUGGAUGAACCUACAAGCAGUCUCGAUUCGGAGAUCGACGCCAUGGUACAGAAUGUAAUUCGCCAGCGAUUUCAAAACCAUACUAUCAUCGCGAUCUCGCAUUGGAUAGAGAGCAUUCUUGGCUUCGAUCGAGUGGCCGUCUUUAGAGAAGGUGAACUUGUCGAGUUUGACGCUCCUACUGUGCUUAUGAAGAGGGAAGCUUCCUUUUUCAAGGAACUAUGUGUAGCUCGGGGACCGAAACAGUUGCGCAUAUAA